UCAAUCUUCCUCGCUCUCCUUACCGUUCAGUGUCCCUCCUUUUCCUUUCGUCAGCAUCUCUCCUAAAAGAGAUGGCAUGCGUUGGUGCUGCCAGGGCGUUCUGGACUUAGCAUGCACUGAUAGGACCCCUUAUUCCUGGAUUUUGCCGAAUAUUCCUUCGGCUCCCUUGCUUUUGCUCAGUCUCCCCUUGCUGUCCUCUACAGCUGCUGUCACCCCCCCUCCCCACCCCUGUACAUGGGAGUUGGGCCUCUCGGGGAGGAGGGUGUCAACAUCCGUGCUGAGCUCUGGAACCAUGCACAAUAAGCCAUGCCCUGCCUAUGCAUCCUUUAACCAGCUGGAAUCAUUUCCACUUGAGUCCAUCCACAAACCAGCGGCAGUAUAGGAUGAAAAUCUGGAAUCAUGAUGCAAGGACUGAAAAAACGAACCAGGAAAGCCUUGGGUUUACGCAAAAAAGACAAGGAUACAGAGGCGACGAGCUCACCUGACAAAGAAGGAACCGGAAGUGGAAAGAAAGGAAAUAAAAAGACAAAUGGAGCACCCAAUGGUUUCUAUGGCGAAUUUGACUGGCACAGAUAUGCAUCGCCUGAUGUGGAUGAAGAGGGCUUUAGCCAACGUCCUGGUGAUGAAGGCGAUGCAGCUUCCACGGGAAAGCAGUUUUUCUCCUCCAGCGAUUCAGAGGACGAUGAAGAAAGCAAGAAAAAAUUCCAAAUCAAGAUCAAACCACUAGCCGCUGAGAGUGCCAAGUGCAUCCCUCCGUCACUGGAUGAGCUAAAAGCCUCAGUGGGAGGUUUGGCGCUCUCUCCGUCUCUGAAGAGAAGUCCGAGACGCAGUCCGGGACGGAUAAAGAGGCACCUGUCAUGUGAAGAGAUUGCUCGGCCGAGACGCUCUACCCACACGCCCAGUCCUGCCCCCGACACCCCAAGUGGCGGACUACCACAGAACAUCCCUGCCUUCUUUGGACUGACCUCAGAGAGCCAGUAUGGUAGAUAUGAUGUGGUUCCUGCUGAUGUCUGGGGAGGAUCAAGGCCAAGGUCCGAGUCGCCUUUGAGCAGAAGUUUCCCAACAGGAGCUCCUCCCCCACUGCCUCCCAAAAACAUGAUAUCGCAGCGUCAAGGCUAUCCUUCACAAUCUGCUGUUGAUUUACCCAAUGGCAGAGCAAGUCGCAGUUCUGCCCCCAUCUACCUGAGCGUCCUGUCCCCCUCUUCCUACCGAGGCUCCGCAGCCCCUGACCUCGACGACGUGUUUGGCCCCGUGGGUAGCCCGCGCACCGCUGCGGAAACGGCGUCCACCAGAUGGGUUACUUUCCCAAACGACAGACCUCCACCCCCGGAUGAGCCCGCUCCGCCCCCUCCGCCGGAUUCUCCUGCCCCUGACACGCCCUCGUCCACACCCUCCAGCCCGUGCCUCUCGCCUGGACCACCUCCCGAUGAGCCCCCGCCUUCACCUCCGGUGUUCUCUCCUGAGUCGUCGCCUCCUUUUAUGCCACUGGACUCACGUCCUUCCAUCAUGUUGGGACCUCCUCCUCCAGAUGAACCAGCCCCUCCCCUGCCUCCUUACUUCUCUCCCACAAGUUCACCGGCAGUCUGCCUUGAUGAGGAGGCAAUUGAUGAGGAGGUGCUGCAGUUUGCACAUUACACACCCUCUCCAGUAUCAAUAAGUCCAGUGCCUCCUCUGCCAGCGGAAAGAAGGUCCCCUCGAGCAGGAGUUGUAUCGCCCCUGGUUUUGGGGAUAGCGGGGGGGAAAAGGACACCAGAGGGAGUGCACCUGAGAGAUGACAUCCCAGACUUCACUGGUUCACCCAGAGAGCUAACACCGAGCUUCCGUGGAACUCCACCUCCUCUUCCUCCGACCACAUACCGAUCUCUUGUGUCUUCCCCUGGGACUUACUCAGGUAGCUGCCCAUCUUCACCAGCCCGCUCCGCCACGCCGCAGUCUCGAGGCAGUCCGGUCCCUCCUCCUCCUCCCCCACGGCCGUCCUCGCGGCCAAAGUUGCCCCCCGGAAAGCCAAUCCCAGACCUGACUCCGCCCUUCAGUCCUCCAGUCUCUGCAAGUCCUCCGCCUUUUGCGCCACUGGCCCGGGCCGAGAGCGCUUCCUCCAUCUCCUCCGUAACGUCACAUAGUGCGGCGUCCACGCCCACUUUAGGGAGGGACCUCAAUCUAUCCAACGCAGGAUGUUCAAGAGGGCCCAGCCCACUUACCAUGGGACCACAGGACACUCUGCCAGUGGCAGCUGCCUUCACAGAAACUGUUAAUGCCUAUUUCAAAGGCGCGGACCCCAGCAAGUGUGUAGUGAAGAUCACCGGGGAACUGGUGCUCUCCUUCCCGGCAGGCAUCACCAGGCAUUUUGCCAGCCACCCGACUCAACCUGUCCUCAUCUUUAGCAUCAGCAACUACAGCCGACUGGAGCAGGUCCUCCCCAAUCCACAGCUGCUGUGCUGUGAUUCCCCAACAGACAGUGUAGACACCAAGGAGUUCUGGGUGAAUAUGCAAAACUUGAUGAGUCAUCUUAAGAAAGUGGCUGAGCAGAAGCCCCAGGCAACAUACUACAAUGUGGAUAUGAUCAAAUAUCAGGUGUCAGCAGAUGGAAUCCAGUCCACUCCUCUCAAUCUAGCUGUGAGUUGGCGUGGCGAUGCCGGGAACACAGACCUAAGGAUAGACUACAAAUACAACACAGAGGCCAUGGCGACCCCAGCUCCCCUUCACAAUCUCCACUUUCUGGUUCCGGUCGAUGGAGGCGUAGCUAAACUCCAGGCUAUGGUCCCACCUGCCACCUGGAAUCCAGACCAACAGAUGAUACAGUGGAAGAUUCCCAGCCUUUCGAAUAGGUCUGAAAAUGGAGGAGUAGGGGCUCUCCUGGGCCGCUUCCAGAUGACUGAGGGUCUCUGCAAACCCUCCCAGCUGACAGUUCACUUCACCAGUGAGGGCAGCACGAUGUCCGGUUGUGAUAUUCAGCUGCUCGGGACAGGCUACAGGCUAUCCCUAAUUAAGAAGAGGUUUGCUGCAGGGAAAUAUUUGGCCGAUAAUUAGCGGACCUGUCCAAGCGCACAAACGGUGAAUCUGUGUUUUUUGACUCUGAAGACAAAUAAAUCAUUUUCAUGUAUUUUAAACUUUACAACACCCAUCAGUGAAAAGAGGCCUGCAGGGUGUAUGCAAAAUAUUUAGUUUGUUACUUGAAAUACUUUUGGGCCCUAAAGAAGUCCUGGAAACGUAAUAACGAGUCCAUACAGCCAAACCUCCCUACUUUUGUAGAUGAUAUAUAUUAUGACCAUAAUCCUAAAGUGGAAAAUGUACAAAAUUUGUAUUAUAGGGAGGGUCACUUUCUGAUGGAAUGAUAUUAAUUUAGAGAUUAUUGAAACACAAAUACACACAUUAAUUUUUACAUCUCUGCUAAAACUGAAACUUAAUUAACAUUAAAGCUGAUAUAUUUUUAAAAAUAUGAACCGUUAGCCACUCAUUUGAAAGACCUGUGUGGACAAGGAGUAGAGACUGGCAAUCGAUCAGCUGCAGUUCUUUGGCUGAGACAACAAACUGUAUUUUCACGGCCAUACGCCGCAGCGUAUUAUAAGGCGCAGUGUCAGUAACUUUUAAGCGCGCCUUAUGGUCCCGAAUAUACAAAAAAUAUCAUAACACCGUGGGGCACGUGAAAUGAAAAAAAGAAACAAAAAAGAAAUCCUUAGCUGCGUGUGAUUGACGAACGACUUUUUUUGGACACUUUCUGUAGGUUGUCCACUUGAGCCUUAAGAUUAACAAGGGUUGUGCCAUAUCUUAGGAAAAGGAGGUUGUUAUUUCAAGAGUGAUACUCUAUCUACUGUAAUGCUGCUUGCUAACUUGGUUUUGAUCUUAUAUGGAGGUCUUGGUUAACUGGUGGACAUCAAGUGAUGAAUGUGUACCAAAAAAAAAAAAAACUGAUCCUGCAUAUGUAUGUACCUGCUGUGACUACUUUUAUUUUGACCCUGUUGAUUCUACGUUGAAUCAUUUUUCUAAUAAGCAAUAUUGAGAUAUUUAAGUGUAAAAAGUGUAGAUAAAGAGCUAUGUUUCAAAUAUUUCUCUAGGCAUAUGGAUAUGUGUCUGUGCUUAUUUGUUUAUUGAUGUCAUCCUAAAGCGGUUAGGUGAUAUGUCAUCACUGUUUCUCCUCAUCUAUUGUUUACCCUGUGUGUCUCGUGUACAAAAACAAGUGUUACUGUUCAUGAAUAACUCUGGUGCCGCAUGAAAUCAGUUGCUUUAUUGUGAUGCUUCUCCAUGUCAAAAGCGUCAUGAUGCAGUGUAUUAUUGUAAAACCAUGCUAUCACUUCAUGUAAACGCCUACCAUUGAAUUCGGCAUGUAGUCUUUAACAUUCCGGCACUCUGAUGGAGAUGUUUGACCUGCACACAAAGCCCCUGAUAUUUCUUUCAUUUAUAUUUCAUUGUGUCAUCUUCAGACUUAAUCAUCAAUGUUGACUCCCAGUUUAGGCCUCGUGUAAGAACGGCUAAUUUAAGUUGCUUCUAUUUUAUUUGCCUUAUCUUUGAGCAUAUUGAACAUGAUGUUUUUAAUGGCUGUCUGUCUUUAAAUACACAGAGAAUAUGCAAACAUUUAACGUACAUUUCCCAUCCAAAGAUUUUGAAAGUAAAUAUGUGAAAAAUCAAUACAAUGUAAUUCCUGUUUUACUUGGGUAAUAAAGAAAAGAAAAGAAAA
Molecule: messenger RNA, 4672 nt
Organism: Hippocampus zosterae (dwarf seahorse)
Lineage: Eukaryota; Metazoa; Chordata; Actinopteri; Syngnathiformes; Syngnathidae
Gene: sgip1b
Product: SH3GL interacting endocytic adaptor 1b
Exons: 23
Coding region: 400-3027 (875 amino acids)
Biological process (GO): regulation of endocytosis; plasma membrane tubulation; cytoskeleton organization
Cellular component (GO): endosome; plasma membrane; cytoplasm
Molecular function (GO): phospholipid binding
Source: RefSeq, a predicted model, not a curated record